Aspergillus sclerotioniger CBS 115572 is the source of this 982-nucleotide messenger RNA. RefSeq lists its product as uncharacterized. The coding region runs from base 130 to 624 and encodes 164 amino acids. The record is from RefSeq and is a predicted model, not a curated record. The transcript has a single exon. Lineage: Eukaryota; Fungi; Ascomycota; Eurotiomycetes; Eurotiales; Aspergillaceae.
GGGCAGGUGAAAAAAAGGUACAUCCAUUCUUGGCGGCCUCUAUCGAUAACCUCCGAUAACAGCCAGCCCAGCUUCACCCGCGCCUUUCUACGCUCCAUCUACGGAGUAGGGUCAUCUCAAUUUCCAUUCAUGCGGUCCAAUUCCGAGAAUAAGAUGGAGUAUAAUGUAAAGCGAAGAAAAAAAGAAAGAAAAAAUAGCGUAAUAAGACAUGACAAUCGUCAAAACAUAGCCUCCACCCAUCCAUACGGAUCACACUCUCAGGCCAGUCAGUCAGUAUAUAGCCCCGUGUCAUAUUCCCAGCCAGUCCAUACACAAGACAUCAUUCGUCAAUCCUGCCUGACAUCUCGUUCAGAUCGGCUCAGCCUUCCACAGCUCCUCCGGUGGGAUUACCCCUCUCUCUCUCUCGCACGCACUUUCACUCUCUCAAUAUUCUCUCGCGCUCUCUGCAUUUCUCCACAUCGCCGCAUCGUGUCAGCCCACGGACAACGCCUGGCUCUGGCGACGGUCGCGGAGGGCAUCCAACGGUCCAAGUGCCAACUGAUGCUUGAACCCGCAUUGCCCACCAUACUCAACCAAGUGUCUCAUCUUGUCUCGCCUCUAGCAAACAGCAAGGCGACGCGGUAGUCGCGGAUGAAAGGGAAACCAAAUGCGAACUUCACGUCUAGAAGAGGAUCUCUCCGCUGUGCUCGGGCUCAAAUCCCAAUGUCUGUAGCUUGCCCUGGCGCUUCUUGUCUCCGGUUUUCCGCGCACCAUCCUCCUUCUUCUUCAGCUCAAACACUUCCUGGAACGACGCUCUCUGAAUGUGGGGAGGGAUGUCAUCUUCCUUGUCGAGGUCCUGUAGCGGGGAAGCAAUCCUAUUAGUCACCUAACCCAGACACGAAACGGGAAAACCAAGAGCAUACAAUUUCGCCAAGAAGUAAUACGUUCUCGCCGCGAACGAGGAAUAUUCCGCGCGGGAUAUCGGCAUAGAGAUUUCCGGCAU